AUGACAUCUGCCUCGCUGCUGGCAUACAGCACGUCGCCAGCGGUCACCACCACCACGCCACCAGCUGCCGCUGUCACCACCACCAGCUGCCGCUGUCACCACCACCAGCUGCCGCUGUCACCACCACCAGCUGCCGCUGUCACCACCACCAGCUGCCCGUCACCACCACGCCACCAGCUGCCCCUGUCACAACCACCAGCUGCCGCUGUCACAACCACCAGCUGCCCCUGUCACCACCACCAGCUGCCCCUGUCACCACCACCAGCUGCCGCUGUCACAACCACCAGCUGCCCGUCACCACCACGCCACCAGUAUAUAUACGCUCGAGCCGUGGCGUCAUAUGUGAAUAAUGGCGAGUGCGGGUGA
This is a messenger RNA of Branchiostoma floridae (Florida lancelet), 366 nucleotides long. RefSeq names its product lysine-rich arabinogalactan protein 19-like. Lineage: Eukaryota; Metazoa; Chordata; Leptocardii; Amphioxiformes; Branchiostomatidae. The record is from RefSeq and is a predicted model, not a curated record. The coding region runs from base 1 to 366 and encodes 121 amino acids. The transcript has a single exon.